Linderina pennispora is the source of this 600-nucleotide messenger RNA. RefSeq lists its product as uncharacterized. NCBI's taxonomy places the organism in Eukaryota, Fungi, Kickxellomycota, Kickxellomycetes, Kickxellales, Kickxellaceae. The coding region runs from base 173 to 487 and encodes 104 amino acids. The transcript has a single exon. The record is from RefSeq and is a predicted model, not a curated record.
UUUUUCCCACCCACUCUCGCUCAUAACCACCUCUUCCUUUUUCGUCUUUAUUUUUUCGUUAACGCCGUUUCUAAAUAUUCCUCGCGCAUUGUGGAAAGCGACCUGCAAACGGAAAACUGGCUGGCAAUUCCAUAGGUGCGGGCUUGAGCUGCAGGAGAUUUUUGGUUAGGAGAUGAUUGGCCGCAUUCUGCGUUUAAGCUCCACAGACUCGUUUCCCAGCUUUCUCCUUCGCAACGGCCAAUUCGCUUUUUUACCAACCGGGCCACUGACCCAGAAAAAAUUCUCUAAAAGCAGCCUUCCGUUUUAUAUCGCCUCUAUCUCCUUUGCCCUAUUCGCUUUUUCUGCUUCUCAGGUUCUAUUUCGUCUCCUUUAUAUUUUCAGAAAGCGCGAGCGCGUCCUUUAUUUUAUUUUCGCCCCCGCCUAUUUCCUACUUUUUCUUGAUACUUUCUGUCUCGCUUUGCUCUCACAUACGUUACAUACCAAAUAGAAACCUUCUCUUGUUCUUGAAGUAAGCCUCUGUCUUUCUCCGUCCCCCGUUUUCUCUCUCUUUUGUCGUAUGGAGCACCCGGUUCAGUUUAGUAAUGUUCAGCAGAACGCGAG